AAGCAUGAAGUUAAUGAAAAAGAAAAGUCAUAUAGUUUCAUGUUGUAUUAACUGAGUAAAUCAACCAUCAGCUCAGUUAAUCAGUAAGUGAAACCUGCUACUCUCUGAUAUAGAGACAAAAGAUUGUUUUUGAUAAAUCCCAACCAUAUUACACAAGAUACAGACACAAAUUGGAAAAAAAUACCCCUCGACCUCCAGCCUGUAUCCGCUGUCAUCAGCCGCCCUGCAACAGAACCAGCCUGAUUACCUUAUCAGCCACACUCAGAGCUUGAUUCAGGCUAACACCUACAAACAGUGGCAGAUGAAUAACCCUGCUGCACAAUAUUGGAGCAUUAAUCACCCUCCGACACCUCACAGCCUGUCCCAAAGAAUGAUUUUUAGGACUGAUUCCUCCAAGCACCCAACUGGCUCCUCCACAAAUAUCACCUUGGGUGAUUUUCAGUCCAGCCAAGUUACAAAUCAAGCAGCUCCUCCGCUAUUGGUCCGGUGUUAGUCCCUCAUCCUAUGCAACUGAUUUAUACGUCAGCUCAGUGUGCAGAUGGGGUGAGGGGCUGUGAUUGGAAAUUGAUUUUAAACUGACUGCCUAGAUGAAUAUACACUCUAUGGACAUAAUUUCCCUAAAAAUAGAAUACCUGAUUAAAGAAAUGUAUCGUAAUUAAACUGUGAAAAGGCCUUUGUGUCACAUGGUGCAAUCAGGUGCAUGUAGAAAAAAUGAUGCAAUCAAAACAAGAGCUUUUUGCAAAAAGCGUGUGCAAGCAAAUAGCUUAAAAGCUUUUUUAUUUUUUAUUUUGUGCAUGCAUGGAUCAGAGAGAUGUUGAUUCAGGUUUAUGAUAAUUCGUUCAUUCACUGAUCCAUUCAAACUUUCAAUUGUUCUUCUUCAAAAAGACGUUUCAGAUACACAUCAUGACAAUCUUUCUAUUCCUUAGUUGUCUUAACUUUUUCACUUUACUUUUUUGAUUUCACUUGUUACAGCUAUACAAGAAUCACGAAAUAGAGAUAAGAUAAAGAUAAAAAAGAGAGAGAAAAGAACAAGAAUGAUAAGAAAUAAUAAAAAAAAUAUAUAUAAUAUUUGGAAUAAGAAAAAAAACUUCAAGAAACAAAAGAAAAAUAAAUCAAAAUAAAGUAAAGUAAUAAUGCAAAAUAAAGUAAAGUAAAUUAAAAUAAACUAAAAAAUAAUAGAUGUAAUAUUAGAUAUGAAUAAAUGAAAUUAAAUAGCUAUAUACAACUUGUGAUAUAGCUCAUGCAUGCUAUGAUAAUGGCUGAAGUGAAUCAUUUAGAUUACGUUUCAUGUGAGUCAAUAUAACUCUUCAUGUUUGAAAAAGGUCUGUGCAGCAGAAACAGUAUAGUGGAGUUACAUGAAUAUGUAAUGCAGAGUAGGUCCCAUAAAAGCAUUUCUUUAUAGUGACAUGCCUCCCAUAAGAACACUUUAAUAAAUGUUUCAUGAGGUGAUUGUGCAUUUUCCAGCAAAACUCCUGCAAUCAGCAGACAAACAGAAGUGAUUCAGGGUUAUUCUGUGGCAUCAGUGGUCACAGCCUGUGAUGUGACAUCAGAGGUGACAGAGUGUGAGUCAGGAAUUUGUUUGUGCUGAACCAACUGGGCUGCAGGGUUUUCCUUUAAACAGGCUGUACAGCCAUGCCCUGCUGGAAAGGUCAGAGGGGGCCACGGACACAGUGGGAACACAACCCACUGACAUUUACUCUCUCUAACCCCUCGCUCUUUAAACCUCAACCCCAACAUACAUGAACAUGCACGGCUAUUGAGUCAGAGCGCCGCCUCAUCUCCACAUUCUUCUACAACUCAUUAGGUGGGUAUAGAGUCACCAGCACCUUCUGGAGCCAUGUGAUUAUAUAAGUCUGCAAAACAACUCAGUCACAGUGUCUAUAAACAUGUUUGUAAGAGCCAUUUUGCUUUAAUUGUUUAUUUGUUUGUUUGUUUGCGCCUCCCACCACCGGGUGGAGAAGAGCGCUCAUUAUGGAUUCUGAGGUCAUGAGUUAAUAUCAGGCACCGGUGUAUGACUGAUUGUUGUUGAGAUGCCCGAGAGGCACACAGUUUUUUGACCGCAGAAAUGUGAUGUAUACGUUGGAAAUAUAAGUUUAUUUGCUUAAGAAAGAAGUAUAUAUUUGUUUGGAAACAUUAUAAUAAACUGAGUUAAUGGAUAUACGUAAAGUGGACAUUUCAUUUGUGCGCGUAAAUUACUAUAAACGGGCUCUCAUCAUAAUAGUGGCAUCUUUUUUGAGUAGCAAUCGGGUCACUACAAUGUUACUUAAAACAUUAUUUACAUUUGUCAGGUAUAUAUUUCUAAUUUAAUUUAUAAUGAACACACUUCUACGUUCCAACCCUCACCUAUGGUCAUGAGCUUUGGGUAGUGACUGAAAGAACAAGAUCCCGGAUACAAGAGGCAGAAUUGAGCUUCCUCCGUAGGGUGGCUGGGCUCAACCUUAGAGACAGGGUGAGGAGCUCAGACAUCCGGAGGGAGCUCGGAAGGAGCCAGUUGAGGUGGUUUGGGCAUCUGGUAAGGAUCCUCCCGGGCGCCUCCCGUUAGAGGUGUUCCGGGCACGUCCAACUGGUAGGAGGCCCCGGGGAAGACCCAGAACACGCUGGAGGGAUUAUAUCUCUCUCCUGGCCUGGGAACGCCUCGGGGCCCCCCAGGAGGAGCUGGACGUUGUGGCUGGGCGCCUGGAAUGCCCUGCUUAUCCUGCUGCCCCCGCGACACGGCUCCAGAUAAACGGAUGAGAAUGGAUGGAUGGAUGGAUAGAUAAUGACCACACAACCCUUCCAUUACUUCUUGUUCCUGCAGCUGCUUUAGUAUUUUGCAUCUCAACAGUAUUUACGACUAUUGUGGUAUGCAUCCUGCAAAAACGUCCCAUUCUGCACUGUAUACCAAAGUUGUUCAAUUUAUGGCGUUUAUUUGUUUCAUUUUCAACUGUACUCAUUUCAAUCUUCAUAUAGUCUUGUCCCUGAUCUUGUAUGUACUUUAAUUGAUGUUGAAUGUGGUGUAUGAGAAUUGUGGUUGAUUGUUCUUAUUUUAUCAUGGUGCUGCCUUCUUGGCCAGGUCACUCUUGAAAAAGAAAUUUUAAUCUCAAUGAAUUUUUACCUGGUUAAAUAAAGGAUAUUGAUUGGUUGAUUGAUUGUUAAUGUUGGUUUAUAUAUACAUUUUAUGAAAAAAAUCAGAAGUUUUUCAUAUAAAAAAGUAGAUUCUCCUUUGCUAAUUUAAUGUAUGCAAUGUGUUUAAGAUUUGUAAAUGUCGUGAGUGUUUGUGUACAUGUGAUAAUUUGCAGUAAGUGAUUGCAUCUUUUAUGAAGACAUCCACUCAAUGUCCCCCUCAUUGCCCCCCUCCCCCCUGCAUUCACCCCUCAGCACUAGUGGUCAGCUCCUAUCGAUUCACCUUACUGCUGCUAAGUAUAGAUAGUAUAGAUAGUCACUAUUAUGAAUAAUAACCAUGCACUUUCUCCCUGCCAAUAAAUGCUAAUGAGCAGUCCGAUCUCGUGAAUUUAAAAAAAAGAAAAGAAAGAAAAAGGAAUAAAUCAAUAUAUUUUCUGCAAAAAAUGAGUGGAGCACUCUAAACGGAGGUGACUCAAGAUCUUUUUCUCAGACUUUAAAUUGUGAUCUAUCAACAAUAAAGACAUGCACAUGGACAAGGACUCAGCUGUCUCUAUAAAAGAGUUAUGGCAAUAACCACCAGGACGAGAAAAAAAUCUGUCAGGAUAGCCUCAGAUGAAAAUGCAGACAGAUGAACUACUAAGAGAGACUGAAGAGUGACAUUUGUUAAUACUAUUAAAAGAUACAAAGACAAAAGAAAGAUACUUGACAAGGGAUAUUAAAUAAAAAGCAUACUGUAUGUAUAUACUGUACCAUAUACCAUUUUGUGAACUUCUAAUGGCUGAUAACCAGUUUGAAGGUGUUUUAAGGUUGUUCAAUUUGAAAUUCAAAAGAAGAAAAACAUUUUUUUUUUAUGCAUUCAGCCAACAUCAUUAAUAUGUUAUCCUACUGCCUAUUAAUACAAAAAAAAGACAGAAACAGCCACAAUGCAACACUAUAAAAAAGAUGGAAAAUACUGGGCAACUGGCAGCAUUACCAAUAGCUUCAUCUGAGUUCAAAUUGUCUUAAUACAGAGAAAGUAAUAAUAUGACUGAAUAUCCAAACCGUAGUGAUUUGACUGUUUGAGGCAGAGUCACUUGGUUGAAACAGGCCAAACAGCCCACAGUGUGCCUGAGAUGUCUCAGGAUGAUUUGAGCAUGUGAAGAAAGUUUGAAAGGAGUCCUGUUUCUUCUAAAAAUAGCAACUAUAUAGAUCUUGUAACCCUCAACCCGCAGGUCUUCUUCCUCUGCUGCCACUGAGAGCUAACAGACCCUCAGGGCCACGAGAUGUGACAUAAAGCCUGCAGAAAUCAGACUGGGAUUGGACUGGGAAUUCUGACUGAUAGAAUUAUUACUCAAAAUUAUAAUUAUUAUAGUGACCCUAAAGUGGAUUAAGAGGCUUGAAAAUAUUUGGAUUUUUGGCCAUAAACAUCGCUCAUUUGGAACGUUUUUUUUAAGUGAAUGAGGUGUAGCUUUUAGGCUCCAUCUCUACAGAUUUUAAAGGUAAGAAAAUCAAAUACAUUAUUUCAUCAUGCUGCACAGAACUAUGGAAGAGGGCCAUAUGUAAACAAAACCUUGAGUUCUGAGUUAGACAUCAGAAUACUGACUAAUCUCACAGUCUGCAGUCAGUCGAUGCAUGUCAUUAUCAGAACAGAACAAAGUUAUCAUUUUCACAAUAUUUCUUCUUGUUUCGAUCUAGUUCUAGUAUUUUAAGUGACCUUGUUUUGCAUAACACUAGUCUUAUUAAUCUAUAUCUCUUAUCUGAAGAUGGAAGAGGGAAAGUUUCUGAGUUUAAAGUAAAAUCUCUGAUCUUACUCUCAGAAUUCUGAGGAAAAAAUACUUCUGGUUUUAUUAAUUCUGAGUUUAUUUUCAGAUUUUUUUUUUUUUACUUCAGUCAGUAACUUUACACAACGCACCCUGACUUUAUUCCAAGAAUUCUGACUCUAAAAUCACAGUUCUGAAUUUAAAGUUGGAUCAUUUUUUUCUUUUACUUUCUGAACUUAUUUUCAGUACAGUGACUUUAUAGCGACUGACUAACUUUAAUCCCAGAAUUCUGACUCUACAGUCACAGUUGACUUUAAACUUAGAACUCAAAUAAAAUUCUCACGUGGUCCUAAUCCUCUUGCGUAUCAUGUGCAACACAUGCCUCAUAAACUUACUAGUCAACACAUGGUUGUUGCAGACUGGGUCUGUGGAGAUUGCAGAAUACGGAAAUAUUUUGUUGUUAAUGCAAUUUUCCCGUUCAAUCUGUCUAAUAAACAUAUAUUACAAACCACAAAGUUAAUUAAGCGCUGGUUUAUGAUGUCUACCUUUAUCCUCCAGUUAGCCAUUUGUUGCAAAUACAUGUCAUAAAGUGAAAGAAAACACCACAGAUCAUACAAGAGGUAAAUGCGCAAGCUGUAUGUGAAUGGGAUGACGCAUAGCUCUGCAAAGGCAACUGAUUGAGAGCAACAGCAAGAUGGUGUGCACCAUGCAGCACAACCUCCUGCUGUAAUUCUUCAGCACAUCGACAACACAGCUCGCACACUGACUGCAUAUACGGAUGGAGCUCGUUUUCAUCUCAGCGGUGCUGCUCAAGUCAAAAAAACAAAUGUCCACGGUGUGAAUUGGCGCUGUAACGGGGGGAGCGCUCUCACGUUGUGUAUCCUGUUGAUUCUGCCUGCCGAGCGUUUAGAGGAGCACUGCUCGUCAGUAAGAAAAGCCUCAGACAAGGAAACCUGCUCGCUCAAGCCACACUUGAUGACAUCUCUCCCCCCGGGGUUUGCACACAGGACGCUUCACUGUUUUGACCUCUAUUUUUUUUUCUUUUUAACGUUGAUUGGAGACAUCUGGAUAAAAAAAAACGCGCUUCAUUUUUCAGCUUGUCGCUCUUCUUCUUUGUCACAGUACAGCAGGUCGUGAUUUUUGUAUGCAACAUAACGGGAUUCAUGGUGGGAGCAUUUCCUUUCAUCAAUGUGCAUUGAUGUAGCAGAAAACGUGGAGGAGAUAAGGUAGGUUAACGCGUGGCUUUAAGACACUGGGAAGGCUGUGCAAAGACACACACAGCAGCCUGAUUCUUGGUAUUUAGUCAAACCAUAAGAGCUCGUUGUCGUGUGUGUGUACAGAUCAUCAAUAGUUGGAUGUUUCCAUUGAUAUCCAAUUGCAAAUGCAGCAGCUCCCACGGUCCAUUGUCUCGUUACAUGGCCCUGCUGCUGUUAUUGUGCCAUGAACGCAACAUUUCUGAUGAUUAUCCCUCUCUCCACAGAACCCUUAUCUCAGCAGCUGGAACCUGUGGUGAGGAUUUCACAGAGGACAGUCAGCAAUUAAAGGGAUUUCAAAUCUUGUCUAAAUCGGGAAUUACACAUCCAAACUGGGAUCUAUGAGCGGCAAAGUGGCGAAGCCUAAAGAAGACAAGGAUGCUUCCAAGGAGCCCCAGCUGAAGGGGAUUGUGACGAAGCUGUACAGUCGACAAGGUUUCCACCUGCAGCUGCAGGCAGAUGGAACCAUUGACGGAACGAAGGAGGAGGACAAUGGUUACACCGUGUUCAACCUUAUUCCAGUGGGGCUGCGAGUGGUGGCCAUCCAGGGGGUGCAGACCAAACUCUAUCUGGCUAUGAACAGUGAGGGUUACCUGUACACAUCAGAACACUUUACACCAGAGUGCAAAUUCAAGGAGUCGGUGUUUGAGAAUUAUUAUGUGACAUACUCGUCCAUGAUAUACCGGCAGCAGCAGUCGGGCAGGGGCUGGUACCUCGGUCUGAACAAGGAAGGAGAAAUCAUGAAGGGGAACCAUGUCAAGAAGAACAAGCCAGCAGCCCACUUCCUUCCCAAACCUCUUAAAGUGGCAAUGUACAGAGAGCCAUCCCUCCAUGACUUGACGGAGUUCUCUCGCUCCGGCAGCGGCACACCCACCAAGAGUCGGAGCGCCUCGGCUGUGCUCAACGGAGGCAAAGCCGUGAGCCAGAAUGAGUCGACGUAGCCGAGUAGCCGAAACCCAGGCCUGGGGCCGAACCACGAAACCUUACCUCCAGCAGAGCGUGAAUCCAAGCAGACUUCUCUCACCGAUCAGCGGUUCAGGACUAGCUACGACAACAAACCACACAAACACCUAUAUCCCAUCAAUAAAAAACAGUUAGGUAUCAUCCUGGUUAAUCAUCAUCAAUAUAGUCAGAAACGUAACAGCACAUAAACCAUUCUGGACUUAAAAUAACUUUUGUUUUGGUCUUGAGAUUUAUCUAUUACCUUGAUCACUCUCUUUUGGUGAUGAUCGCAUACCAGUUAGCUCAUCUUUAUCCUGUUUGAUUUUUCUUAAUUUCCUGUGGACAAUACCUUUUCUUUGGUCAUUUAGACACCAAGCACUCGUGCAUCAGUCAGACAGGGACAGGAAGUUAGACAUGUAGGCAUUCAGGGCAGCCAGUAAUAGUGCUGGUCUACAAGGCUGCAGUGGUACAGUACAGGCCCUGAUCUCUGUCUUAUCCAUGCUUCUGUGAAUACAAAGCCUAUAAACUCCCUGGUGUGGCACAGCCUAGUGCUGCUGGGACUGUGGCCAGCCAGACGGUAGCUCUCCUGCGUCCUAGUGCACUCGCUCAGAGACUGAGCUCUAUAGCAUGGGAAAAUGAAGCCUAUGUUCAGCUGACCUGAAAUAUAAGGGCGGUGUGGCUCUUUUGCAGUUUUCGUUUUCUUUUAAGAAAUGCCACAGCUGCACCUUGGUUUUUUGCUAAUUUUAUGAAUUAGCCCGAGAGCAUUUUAUUUGAAAUACUGGUUUUGUUUUUGUCCCCUCUUGUUCUCUUCCCUUACCAUUGUUUCAGUAUUUGUAUUUCCGUUGCUGUCUCAUCACUGAAAGGGGUUCCAGCAAACCAAAGACAGAACGAAAGAGUGUCCCUUUAAGCUGCUGAAAACCAAGCCAGUAUAAAGGCAAAGCUGGAUUUUUUUUUCAUUGUACAUUUUUGAUGAAAGACAGCAAAGAUUUUGAGGAAAAAAGGAACAAUGGACAAAGGAAGUGAUUUUAAACACUUUGGAGUUGGCAGCGUGCUUGAUGUUGUGCUUUUUGCUGAUAUGCUCGAUGGCCGAGGUAUGAAACGACUAUUCUGUGUUCCCAUUCCCUUCUGUUACCACUGUGUCACAAUGUCUCCGUCUUUUGUCCUCGUGAUCUGUUUCCUCCCUCUGUGCUUGUGUCAUCCUUUGACCCCCCCUGACCCCCACCACCUUUUUCUGUCGACUUCUAUUGACUGAUACAGUUCACCAUAGGAAUAUGGUGCAAGCCCCUCCUUCCCAGGAUGCUUGUUAUGUGUUUGAGUAACUUAUUGUGGUGACGAUAUUUUCUAUAUUUAAAAAAGAAUACUGUGGACUUUUAGGUGGCUUAACAUUUUAUAGGACACGUCAUAUUUGUAAAAGUGAAAAAAAAGAAAAAAGAAAAAACAUACACAAAUGAACAUCUUCCCUUUCUUGCACAGGGCAUGUACAAACACAAUUAUGUACAAAAAGGAGCCUUUUUGUGGGCUAGGUACUCUUCCCUUCAGCUACAUAACUUCUUUCUGGUACAUGCUUCUGAGAGGCUUUCUUUUCUUGGUUUCCUCCAGAGGUGGUUUGUAUUAGGUGAACCUAUCUGUUGCAUGGGAGAAAGCAGGGAAAUUCUGGUCUAGAGCUGCAUGAUGUAGGCUAUGUGUAUUAACCCAUGUUGGAUCAUGUGUUCCAAACUACCAGGCUAAAUCUGAUAAAAACAACAUUUACAGGCAGACAUUGUGGCUGUCUGAAAACUUCCAGUUGUUUAUUAUUUGUUGUAUACACAAAAAUGCACUGAAUAAAAUGUUUAUAUUAAGAUAUACUUUUAA
Centropristis striata (black sea bass) is the source of this 8887-nucleotide messenger RNA. RefSeq names its product fibroblast growth factor 13a (gene fgf13a). NCBI's taxonomy places the organism in Eukaryota, Metazoa, Chordata, Actinopteri, Perciformes, Serranidae. Gene Ontology annotation, cellular component: cytoplasm. The transcript is spliced from 5 exons. Gene Ontology annotation, biological process: cell differentiation; positive regulation of cell population proliferation; regulation of cell migration. Gene Ontology annotation, molecular function: fibroblast growth factor receptor binding; growth factor activity. Bases 6436 to 7035 code for a protein of 199 amino acids. The record is from RefSeq and is a predicted model, not a curated record.